Glycine soja is the source of this 2964-nucleotide messenger RNA. Its product is annotated as conserved oligomeric Golgi complex subunit 4. The record is from RefSeq and is a predicted model, not a curated record. NCBI's taxonomy places the organism in Eukaryota, Viridiplantae, Streptophyta, Magnoliopsida, Fabales, Fabaceae. The coding region runs from base 468 to 2726 and encodes 752 amino acids. The transcript is spliced from 4 exons.
GCGAGGCCUUACAGAAACAAAUCUAGGAGAAACAACUCCCAGAGAAUAAAAAAUCAUCAAAGCUGGUUUCGCAAGGCCAUCCACACACCUAUUAGAUUCUGGGUAGAUGUUGAUGAUAUUGACAUUCCAAAACAUUUCUGAUAGCAGCAAUUAAUCUUGAACUUCCUUUGAUGGCAUCCACAUGCCUGCAAUGAUUGACAGAGUUCCGGUACUCCUUUCCAUACAAAUUAGAUUGCUGCCAAAUAAAAAUUCCCAGCUACAAAGGAAUCAUUAAAUAUGUUAAGACUUGUCCAAUACUGCAACUCAGAAGUAAAAAUGUUUCAUUCUCUCACUCCACUGAUCCUCCCCCUGCAACAAAUCUCUAAUAGUCAGUCACUAGCCACCGAUAAAUUCCCCAUCCUCUUAUCUUCACCAUCUGAAGCAGAAGGAGCUCAGAUAGCGAGGAUUUUUAGUGCCACCUCUUCUGAAUGAGAUUAACGCUUCCGCGAUUGAUGAUGGGGGCUACUCCAGAGGCGAACGGAAAUGUCGCGGACGAAGAAAACGGGAGCAACGUCUGUGGCUCAAUCGAUUUCGGCACGGCGGAGGCCGUCGAAUACGUUCGCUCCCUCACCGACGUUGGCGCCAUGACGCGCCUCCUUCACGAAUGCAUCGCUCACCAGAGAGCGGUGGACGUUGAACUCGACGAGCUUCUGUCGCAGCGCACCGACCUCGACCGCCACCUCCUCCAGCUCCAGCGCUCCUCCGACGUCCUCGACAUCGUCAACUCCGACGCCGACUACAUGCUCUCCAACGUCGCCUCCACCUCCGACCUCGCCGACCAGGUCAGCCGCAAGGUCCGCGAGCUUGAUCUAGCCCAGUCGCGCGUCCGCAACACGCUCCUCCGCAUCGACGCCAUCGUCGAACGCGCCAACUCCCUCGAAGGCGUCCACCGCGCCCUCGAGGCCGAGGACUACGAGUCCGCCGCCCUCUACGUCCAGACUUUCCUCCAGAUCGACGCCCAGUACAAGGAUUCCGGCUCCGAUCAGCUUCAGAGGGAUCGCUUGUUGGCUGCCAAGAAGCAGUUGGAAGGAAUUGUAAGGAAGAAGCUCUCCGCCGCCGUCGAUCAGCGCGACCACCCCGCCAUUCUCAGAUUCAUUCGGCUCUUCACACCACUGGGUGUGGAGGAGGAGGGUUUGCAGGUGUAUGUUGGGUACUUGAAGAAGGUGGUUGCAAUGAGGUCGAGAAUGGAGUUUGAGCAGUUGGUAGAGAUGAUGGAUCAGCAGAAUGUGAAUUUUGUUAGGUGUUUGACCAAUUUGUUUAAGGACAUUGUGUUGGCAAUUGAGGAGAAUAGUGAGAUCUUGAGUGGUCUUUGUGGGGAGGAUGGUAUUGUGUAUGCCAUCUGUGAGCUUCAGGAGGAGUGUGAUUCUCGCGGUUCGGUGAUUUUGAACAAGUACAUGGAGUAUAGGCAGUUGGCUAAGUUGUCCUCUGAGAUAAAUGCACACAACACCAAUUUGCUUGCUGUUGGAGGAGGUCCUGAGGGUCCUGACCCACGGGAGGUUGAGUUGUAUUUGGAAGAGAUUCUCUCCCUUAUGCAGCUUGGUGAGGAUUACACUGAGUUCAUGAUUUCCAAGAUCAAAGCACUUACUUCUGUUGACCCCGAAUUGCUUCCUCGCGCCACCAAGGCUUUCCGAAGUGGCAGUUUCAGCAAGGUGGCACAGGAUUUAACCGGCUUUUACGUCAUUUUGGAGGGAUUUUUCAUGGUGGAGAAUGUUAGGAAGGCGAUAAAGAUCGAUGAACACAUGCCUGACAGCCUUACUUCUUCUAUGGUGGAUGAUGUGUUUUAUGUAUUGCAGAGUUGCCUGCGGAGGGCAAUAUCCACUUCCAAUAUCAGUUCUGUUGUCGCAGUUUUGAGUGGUGCUAGUAGUUUGCUCGGUAAUGAAUAUCAUGAAGCUUUGCAGCACAAAACUAGAGAGCCAAACCUUGGUGCAAAGUUGUUCUUUGGUGGUGUUGGCGUGCAAAAAACAGGGACCGAAAUUGCAACAGCUUUGAAUAAUAUGGAUGUUAGCAGUGAAUAUGUUCUGAAGCUAAAACAUGAAAUUGAAGAACAGUGUGCUGAGGUAUUUCCUGCACCAGCUGAUCGAGAAAAGGUAAAAUCUUGUUUGACUGAGUUGGCAGAUAGUAGCAAUGCUUUCAAGCAAGCUUUGAAUGCUGGCAUAGAACAACUUGUGGCAACCAUUACACCUCGCAUUAGACCGUUAUUAGACAGUGUAGGAACAAUCAGCUAUGAGCUUUCAGAGGCUGAGUAUGCAGAUAAUGAGGUGAAUGACCCAUGGGUUCAGAGACUUCUCUAUGCCGUUGAGUCAAAUGUGGCAUGGCUGCAGCCACUAAUGACUGCUAACAAUUAUGACACGUUUGUUCAUUUGAUUAUUGACUUCAUUGUGAAAAGGCUAGAAGUCAUUAUGAUGCAGAAAAGAUUUAGUCAGCUAGGUGGUCUUCAGCUUGACCGAGAUGCUAGAGCUUUGGUAAGCCGUUUCAGUGUCAUGACACAGAGAACUGUUAGAGACAAGUUUGCACGUCUUACUCAAAUGGCAACAAUUCUAAAUUUAGAAAAGGUUUCUGAGAUUCUAGAUUUCUGGGGUGAGAACUCUGGACCUAUGACCUGGAGAUUAACUCCAGCAGAGGUUAGGCGUGUAUUGGGUCUGCGAGUUGAUUUUAAAUCAGAAGCAAUAGUUGCUCUGAAGUUGUAAUAUCCGUUUAUAUCGUCUCUUCACAUUCUUUUUUUUUUUGUUCUACUUUUUUUUUAAUUUUGUCUGAUAAGUAUUACAUCUUCAUUCUUACUAUUUUUGCCUUUUUGGUGCUCGGGAAGUUAACAUACAGUUCCAUUGUGCGAUUUGCAUAAACAAAAGAAUAAGCAAGUGUAUUAUUCAGAUUUGCCACCCCAGAGGCCAAGAUAGCACGCUUAUAUAAAGAGCAUGAUGUGUGAAA